Messenger RNA from Anthostomella pinea, 1821 nucleotides. The record is from the annotation of a GenBank genome assembly. NCBI's taxonomy places the organism in Eukaryota, Fungi, Ascomycota, Sordariomycetes, Xylariales, Xylariaceae.
AUGGAGGCGAGUCAAUUCCAGACCCAGGUUGGGUCUAUCCCAAGGAGAUCAGUGGGCGCCCCAGCUGCUCAGCCAGUGCCCUCGGCCAACAUAGCACCCACGUCGAAAAAGAUGAGGCGACAGUCGUCCAUCUCGAGUCUCCUGUCGGCCUAUUCACGGACUUCGUCGGACUCUGUGCAUAGGUCAUCACAGGAUAGCCUCUUCACAAAGGACAGUGAGCCGUCGUAUUCACCAGAGCGAGAAGGGAUGAACAAUACUCAGCAGAAGCACACAAAUGCUUUUGCAGCAUUUUCAGUGAACCCUUAUGCCGACGAGGUGCCGCAGACAACGAAUGAGCUAGAGGUUGAGGCCUUUCCGCCGCCGCCUCCGUUGAAGGACCCGGCCCGGCCGACCACCCCGUCAAGGGCACUCCCACUCGACACAUCCCGGGACGGCGGUACUGCUACAUCGCCGGCGUCAGACGUGGGCGGGUCGCCACCACGACGGGAGAUCUGGCGGAGGAGAGCAUCGUCGAAAUCAGACCGUAGCCUAAUAGUCCCGGAGCUCAAAUUGGCUGUGUCCCACGGGUCAACCGCAGCCACCGCACAGCCAGCUACGGCAGAAUCGAGCUGUCUCCCUCCACCACCUCCGGAAAAGAAUACACCUGCUACUGCUGCUUUGCCUCCAAGAAACGCAUCGUUGCCUGGCAGGAACAUCCGGCCCACUCGACAAGCAGAUAUGGCAGCAAACGACAGCCCCGAGUCCAGGGCCGAGUCCAAGGCCGAGUCGGAAGCCAAGCCUGAGCCGCCAAUGAAAGAACAUGCUGCCCCGAGUCAGUCGGCUGCAGACGCGAAUACCGCAGUGCCCACCAUGGCGGCUGCACCGGGAGACCCCAAGGAGUCCGCUGCGGGAAAGCCAAUUUCGCGUCGGCCGGUCGGACCCUCCAAGCGCGACCAACCAGAGGUCCACCAUAAGAUAAGCACCCCUACUUUGGCAAACUCUAGCCAGGGUGCCGCUCAGCCCGCGAGCAAAUUCGCUCCUCCUUUUCGUAGUCCGCGCCUUGUACAUUCCCAGAGCAGAUCUUCUCUGCGCGACAGGUCGGCACCGGCGUCCCAUAAUGUUCAAGAGACAGUGAUGGCCCAGGUUCCCGCCCUAUCAGUCCGGUCACCGAGCUUCCAGAACUCCGGCUCAGCCCGCGGCCCACGACCAGACCAGAUGACUGUUAUGGGCGCAAAGCCGAUGCUGACGCCUCAAAGCUCGGGCGAGCGUCUGAAGCAGCCUGGCUAUUCCCAUGGUGCACACUCAACCGACACGACCUCCCCGCCGAAUGACUCGACUCCUCGCCAGAAGACGCUGGCUCCAUCACGAAAUAUCUCGACAGACCUGCGCGCCGUCCCCCUCAGCGACGUUAAUGAGGCGUUUGAGGGUUCCGCAGCAACAGCGCUGGGUGAUAAUCUCACCGAAGAAGAGACGGCACAACUCUCCGACGCACUUGCCCGCUUCCCUCGCAACCUUGAGGUCCCCGGCUCCGACGAUGGUGUCUGGCCCUCCCACCCCGUCGCCGACAAGCACUUUAACUGCUACGCGAGGCACGCGCACCUCGUCUUCGCGAAGAACACCGCCUAUUCCCUAGCGUGUCAGACGUGCGAGGUUCCCGACAAGAAGCCGCGAAGGGUCUGCUCCUGGUGCAAUCUGCGAAUCUGCCUCAAGUGCUGCGACAUCCUCACAUCGAGCGGCCGAGACCUGAAGGCGGCCAUGCCGAUAAUUGCGGAGGAGAAGCGCCGCGAAAAGGGCAAGAGCAAGGAAGGAGACGCGCCUGCUGCUGGUGCGAACGACAGUUAG